AUGAUGGCAAAUCCCUACACUUGUGAAGUCCAGCUGGAUGAACUCAGUCCGGAUCAUGCCAUCAUUGAUUUUGCCUUUAUAUCUGAGGAGAAUUUCGUUCUUGUUGUGCUUUUGGCGUCAAGCGGUAAGGACGUUCCAUGGGGGAGUUCACGUUGGUUGCCCGAACAUACGUCUGUUCUCGUUCCACUGCCCAAUGCCAAGAACGGACCAAUGUCUGGUGACCCCAACGUGUAUGCGAUGUUUUUUGACAAGGAAUCCACCUCGUCCCCUACUUGUUGUCGCAAACAAGAUUGUUGCUUCAUUUUCAAAUUUAAGGCUGGGACCAUCCUUUUGGUGGAUUUGAGCAGUCGAAAAUGCGUGGCAGAGCUAUCUGCUCCGCAAAGCAUACACGAAGUGGAAGUCUUGCAGAGUGAAGAAAACAGCGAUGUUCUUGUACGUGGUUUUUUCUAUUCCCGGUGCUGGUCUAUAAUAUUGAAGAAAAUCGUUAAGGUGGAGCCUCCGACAUCGCAUCUCAAUCUUUCCACAGAGGGCAUCACAGUUUUGGAUACGGGUGGAAGCUUUGUCGAGCUGCACUCUGAUUUAUCGUCGCUUGCCGGUGUGCCUAAAAAGCGCUUUAAAGUACCUCCUGAUACAUGGAUGAUACACUAUACCGACAACGUUCUUUUCGCUGUCUCAAAGCAGUCUGAAGUGCGAAGUGCAGUGCAUUUUGGUCUGAGCGCUCUUCGAUUGGAGUUUUCAUUGGUGAAAGGCGCGUGUGAAUGGCGACCGUUAGGAUUUGUGCCACUUUCAUCUCGAGCUGCUCGUCUUCCAUCUUGUCUGAUCAUCAAUGAGCGCGGUUUGAUUCGGGUAGCACAGAGUUCUACUAACCCACUUGAGAAUAUUGCUGCCGAAUUUCUCUUCCGAAUUCCUAAUUUUUCUCUCGUUUCUAUUGAGCAUGUGGCUAAAGCUUGCUCCAUCGACGCUCCGCAACUCCAGCGCAGUGUAAUUCCCACCUUGCUGUCAGCACGUCGAGGAAAGACUCUUUCGCCUGCUGAUCUCUCCCGUCUUCUUUCAAUGGCCAAAACUGCUGAGCGCAGUGUAAUUCCCACCUUGCUGUCAGCACGUCGAGGAAAGACUCUUUCGCCUGCUGAUCUCUCCCGUCUUCUUUCAAUGGCCAAAACUGCUGAGGUGGAAAUGGAGAAUCUGGUGGACUUGUUUGCUAACAAUCAGCAAGAAGAACAACUGUUACCCGAGGUUGUAUCCAAAAAUAUGUUCUCAUCGGUAGAAGCGCACAAUUUCAGUGCAUUUCUAUCUCGACAUGUUGACGUCGAUAAUGGAGCGAAAAGCUGCGCUGAGGUUCAGCUAUGGAGAAGUGCGACUUUACUUGCAUUGCGACAUAAAGCGAGUCAAGCUGAAGUGCUUCGAGUUCUAAUUCGAAAUGGUCCAAAGUCGUGGUCAUCUGCUGUUCCUUCUAUGAGAUCCUUGAUGAUGACGUGUGCCGCUAACCUCGAUUGGGGUGAGAUGAGUGACCAGGACAUCGGCGCCCUUGUUACCUUAUUGUGUGAAUGGCAAGCUGCUCUUAAUUCGAUUGCUCACCAUGAAACGUGCCUCAGACUAGCACUGACUUACAUGUCAACUUUCCCAAAGCAUUGCUCAAUUUUGUACCUUAUUUCCGCUUUGUACAUUAUCAGCGACAAAGCCGCUUGGACGCAGGAAUAUGAUGCCGUUUGUCGUAGUAUUAGCUGUGGUAUGAACGGAUCGGCUGCUAUUACUGCCGAAGGUCAAUUGCUCAUUUGGGGAGACUUCACAAAUCAACAGAAUAAACCGUUUGAAAGCAUAGAAGUGUCUGGCAAAACGGGCCGAAAGUCAUCGACUGAAGCUCCAACGAGCCCGAAGCGUUGUCGACCUCAACAGCUGCCUCAUCCUGUUCACGUUGAAGGUCGUCCUAGGGUAGUUUGCUGUGGUGCCGAACAUAUCUUAGUGCUGACCAGUGCUGGACGACUUUUUUCGUUGGGUCGAAACCGUUUCGGUCAGUGCGGAGUUGGCCAUUCGCUUCCAGUUUCUGAAUUGCAGCUGGUUGAAGGCGACUGGGGAUCAGUUCGUGCAUUGUCUGCAGGUCAAUUUCAUUCCGCUAUCCUGAACACUAAAGGAGAAGUAUGGACGUUCGGAUGGGGUGUGUGGGGACAACUUGGGAUAGGAGGCCGUCAGAUUAAGGACUGCUUAGUACCAACCAAGGUGCCCAAUCUGAGCGAGCCAAUCAAGGAAGUUAGUUGUGGACGCGUGCACACUGUUCUUCUCACAGUUUCUGGUAAAGUUCUAGUCGCGGGAAGUGGUAGUUAUGGGCAGUUGGGUACCGACGAGGAUAUCAGAAAGCAAUACGACUUCCGUCCACUACCUAUAGAUCCGAGCCUCAAGGUUUUGUGA
Molecule: messenger RNA, 2403 nt
Organism: Ostertagia ostertagi
Lineage: Eukaryota; Metazoa; Nematoda; Chromadorea; Rhabditida; Trichostrongylidae
Source: the annotation of a GenBank genome assembly